Messenger RNA from Orbicella faveolata, 2953 nucleotides. RefSeq names its product selenoprotein N-like. The record is from RefSeq and is a predicted model, not a curated record. Lineage: Eukaryota; Metazoa; Cnidaria; Anthozoa; Scleractinia; Merulinidae.
UUACUAGGAAAACCGCUUCUCUUCCUAAAUAUCGUCGUGAGUUGUACGGCAAAAUGCUGUCGUCCUGCAAAAUUAUAAGUAGGAGAAAAUGAGUGCAGAAAGCGAAGACGCAGCUACGGCUGCUAUGGAGAAUCGUUCGAAGGCAUCAACUACCGUCUACUCAGGCUACAAAUGCGCUUUUUUCACAUCAUUGUUGGUCGCAGCUCUUGCUGUUGUUGUCGAUCGCCUUGUGAUAACACCAGUUUUGUUUGAGAGAACUCAUUAUGGCGAUAUCAGAGACACAAGCUCAAUGUAUGACGUGGUGGAUGAAGAAGUAGUUAGCUUGUUUGUGACCUACGAUGAAAACUUGGAUAGGUUGCUGGACUUGUCAGAAUUUGUUAAAGUUGCCAACAGAAUUUUGCAUCGAAAAGCACCUGCAGAUGACCAUCAGGUUGAUGUUAACACUGUUGCAUUUGCACCAGAUUGGCCAGAUACUGGCAAUACAGCACAGCUAACCCUUACUUGUCAUUUCACUCCCUUGGUUCUCUCCACGAUGACGAAGUACUCAGACGAUUCACAGAACACUGUCACAGGUAAUGAACACCAAUUGCAAGGGCUGAAGUCCUGGACAAAUUGCAUUGUUCCCAUGGCAACAUAUCCUGUUACUGCAUUUGCAGCAUUUUUGCCUUACCCAGUCCUUAAGCCAUCAUUGGGCCAACCAUGGUACAUUGUUGAAUCUAUGAUUGAGAAAAAUGGUCCAGGUUUGACCAGUAACCGGUACUACCCUACCCCUGUCAAAGGAAGACUGGCCAUUCUUUAUCAACUCCUCACCAUAUUUCAUCCACGACCAUUUCUUCUGACAAGAUUUCCUCCACAAGGAACAAUUGCUUGUGUUCGGGCAGAGAACCAGGAUUAUUUGGACAUAGUUUUCAGGGUGCAUGCAGAAUUUCAGUUAAAUGAACCUCCUUUGUUGCCGUUUUGGUUCACGCCUGGACAGUUCUUGGGAAAUAUUGUGAUCAGGAGAGAUGGCAGUCAUAUACAAUCUUUCCAUCUGGCUGUGCCAACUAACAGAAGUCUAAACGUGGAUAUGGAAUGGUUAGUGGAAGUCUCAGAAACAAAUGAAGGGGAAACUAUUGUAGAAGGCAGUGAGGGACCUGGUAACAUGGAAGUUGACAUUGGAUUUCUCCCCCGAAUGGAGCUACAUAGUACAGUGCCAUCAGUUGCGCAAGAUGGGAAGCAAAGUGAUGGAAAAGGGACAUCUUCCAGCCAAAAUAUCAAAUGGGACAAAGAGAUUUCUUUUCAGGAAGCUUACAGUGCCCUUGAAGCGAAAUUCUACUCUUUCAAAAAGGUCCCUUACUUACCGUUCCAAGAUGCUAUUAACAGGGCAAAAGCAGAAAACAAACUUGUUCAUCACAUUCUGUUGUGGGGAGCUUUAGACGAUCAAUCAUGCUGAGGUUCAGGGCGGACUCUCCGAGAUGGUCCCUUGGAGAGUUCGCCUAUAGUCCAUCUAUUAAUGAAGAAAUUCAUCAGUACUUGGACACUAGUAGCAGAGCUUAAGGAUCUAGCUGCUAAUGGUACAAACGUUGAAGUGACUGAAGCAGCUAAAGCACACUUGGAUAGUUACAGGUUUCCUGUGGAGUCUAUGGUUUCUCUUCCAAACGGGACUGUUUUGUCAAGAAUGAAUGCAAAUGAUUUAUUGGAGGGUUCAUCAAAUGCAGAAGAGAGUCUUCCUACAGGAUUCGCCGAUGAUUUAAGUUUUAUGUACUACAAGUUUCUGGAGGAAGGUGUCGCCAAGGCCAAGCAAUUUAACUAGAUAAUACAACAAUAGAAAAUAAUGUCAUUUGCAGCAUAGAGCUAGUUAUUUUAUUAUGAAAGAAGAAGAGCGGUUUUCAAUUGAGUGCCGAAAGUAAUCAGACGCUUUGGUUUUGGUUUUACUACAGUUUGAGAUUGGUUCAGUAGUCUAAUUGAUAAGCCAUGAGUAAUUGGUUUGGUUUUACGACACUCAAUUGAAAACCGCUCUAAAGUAAAUCAAAAAAGAGAAAAAUACAAUUUCUCGACACACGUUAGGUAGUUUAACUUAUUGAGGUGGCAAGAGUUCUUUAUAAAAUAGUUGCAACCAAAUGCUAAGACAAUUUAUCGUCUGGCCUACAAAUAAUACAAAUUAAAAAUAAAUCAAGAGAGGUAUGGAGUAUUCAGAAUAAUAAACGACAUGUGAUUAUCGCAGGGCCAAAAGUCGUAAAUGUAAAUGAAAAGACAACUUUUAUUAGAGGUAUAUAGCUUUAAAAAGGCGAGGUAGUCAGCUGUAAAUUGUUUAUGACGGGCUGUUUUUCCGAAUUUGAAAAGCCAUGAUUUUUUCGGGGUUUCCUUUUAUUACACGAAUUAGCAUGCUAUGAGGCUCUCGUGUUUGGGAUUCGCUCUGCUUUCUUAUCUUGGUUUCACGCUUUCACGAAAGUGAGUUCACGGGCAGGACCCCAAACAAGAGAAACUUGGUAACCUAGGGUGUUAAAUUUUGGCUGUAUACCCCGCCCCCUUAAAACCACCACUCAUCGACGUUAUGAUGAGAUCCGAGAUCUUGUUGUUUUCCCUUCACUUUUUUACUUUUUUAGUGUAAAAUUACUUAUUAUCCACUUUUUUUUACUUUAAAUUAACAGUAAAACAACAACAACAACAACAACAACAACAACAACAACAACAACAACGUCAAAGUGUACCAAUAUGCUGGUGUUGCCUUUUUUUUAUUUAUAAAAACAUAGUUAAAUUUCACAAUUAUUAUUUUACGUCUUUCCAUUCGUUAUGCUUCUCUAAAUGACGACAACUUUACUAAACACAGGUCCUCUGUAUGAAGGUUGUUUGAUGUACCGAGAAACUUGAAUGAAUCGGGGAAAAAAAUCUACUUUUACAAAGAACUUUCUUAUUUUUCUUUUAAUAUCAUAGAAUUCACUUUUUAGGCUUUACAAUAAUUUUAUAAUGUAAA